AUGUUACCUUCAUCAUUUGACCCAUUCCCUCUCGGCAUCAUGUCAGAGACUGCGAGAACAGGACUGGAGUCGCUACCUGAUGAAAUAAGAUCCCACAUCUUGACAUAUCUUGUGGCCCCGCCGCCGUCCUGGAAUUGGCAGAAGAAUACGCUUGACAUCCAUCUGACCCAUUCACCUGACUUGACAAGUAAACCCUUGAAAUCCUUGAUUCUCGUAUCCAAGACCUGGUAUCGAUUAGUCUCACCUUUGCUAUACUCGCACCUACAACUUCGCCUCCAAACUCCUACAACCCAAGCCGAGCCAUUAUUACUUGCACCAAAAAUAAACACUAUAACCGCCAGCUUCAGAGAAUGGCUUUUCAACGAUCCGGGCUAUCCACAUGAUAUUCGACUGCCAUACAGACACGUUUGGCAGAACGCAGCAACAGAUAAAGCCGCUCUAUGGACUGCAACACUAAACCAACAAUUGUCCAGCUUGUUCACAUUUCUCGAGUCGCCGAAUAAUGGCAGCACAAGCCAUGCUGUACAGUCUCUAAUCGUCACUGCUACUGGAGAGCUCAGCAAUAAUGACCUCGAUUACAUCCGUGAUGAGCUACACUGUUUGAUUGCGACUGACGCCUUCUGGAACGUGCUUUUCGAGAAGUUAGAUCCCGCAAGAGUCACUGUUCUAGCACCUCCAAGCAAGCUCGCUUGCCUGCUCGGGUGUAGUAUGAACAUGCUGGACGCUUGGGCAUUUCCGGGCAUGUCAAUGCAGCUGGUUUCGGUAUGGAGGGAGCCUAGACCAGUCGAAAUCGCCGACCAUUGUCGCUCACCCUCUGAGAGCGACUAUGACAUGAUGCAGCCAGUGGAACUGGUCAUGGAGCCCAACGAGUACGGUAGACCCGCCUUCUCAAGCAUGGUCUACAUCAGACCAUGGACUCAUAUGGCUGUAAAUGAAGGCUCAUUUCUCGAAGCUUACUCGACGUACGAGUAUUUCCACAAGAAUCCUCCAGGCAUCUUGGCAUCGGUAGGUAGAGCAUUCCGGCUUGAGAUGGACAUGUGGUCGGUAUCGUACAAGGCCGUCUUUCCCUUUGGCAAUCACAUCGGCUCACCACUUGACCGAAUCACAUACAAGGGCAAUUCAUCAAACGUACGAAAACUUUACGUCAAGUUGGCACCAGACCCGGAUGACACAAUUCUGGAUGAUCCCGCCCAAGUUGGGAAGGCCGACAUUGCUGAUUGCUGGCGUGAGGUAGAGUCGGCAUACAGAUUCCUGACCGAUCCAGCUCUCAGAGGUGAACCGGACUUUGCACAACCUGGGUCGGCCAGGGAGCUUGAAAUAUUUGGCUUCGGAGACAGUAGCAUCUCUUCGAUCAGAGAGACUGUCAACGGCUCGCUAACUACUGCGGGAUGGCAAGAGGUGAUCGAAAAUGAGUGGCACAGCUCCCGACUUACAUCUUGUUUGAGGACGUCGGUAAAUGACGAGAUGGACAUCUCAAGAGACUGA
Aureobasidium uvarum is the source of this 1485-nucleotide messenger RNA. The record is from the annotation of a GenBank genome assembly. Lineage: Eukaryota; Fungi; Ascomycota; Dothideomycetes; Dothideales; Saccotheciaceae.